AUGAGCCUAUCAUUUACCUCCAAGCUACCAGGGGCAGGCCAUUUCUCGCAACCAUCCCAUGCGGCUAUUCAAGCUUUGGAUGACCUCCACCGCUGCCAAGUCGACCUCAACCAUCAUCAUCAUCACCAGCAACACCCUGACCUCGUCGGCUCUUCGCCUGUACAUACUGUCGAGGGGGAAGACGAUCUUUCCAUACACGGCUCACACUCGUUUGCAUCUCUUCUCGGCGGACCUGUCGAUCUCUACACGGCCAGCGCUGGCAGUCAACUUUCCGACAGCAUUCAAUUCGCACAUUUCUCCGAUAGUCUUACAAAACGCAAUCCUUACCAAAGUGUCAUUUAUCCUGCACCUUUACCAUUUACGACGCCAUAUCAACGAUCCUUGACUCUCAACCAACCCAUUUCUAGUCAUGAGAUGACGACCACAAUCACCGCGCCCGGUUCUCCCCCGGAGCUUUCAGGGUCAAGGUCUUCGAAAUCCUCCUCCUACCAGUCUUCACACCUCGAUGGUCCUGACGCAAUCACGAAUGAUGUUUCGAACUUCGAGGAAAUAGGUCUCGAGGAAGACGCAGAGGAACCAUGUGCAGAACCAGCUGCAUGGAAGCGGAAGGGGCCUGCGGACAGAUCAACUUCUCGUGUCUCCUUGAUGAGUGCACAGCCGCUCAUGCCUGCACGGGAUCUAACUACUCAUCACCAAAGGCCGACAUACCCCAGUUUACAAGGUCAAAUUCACCAUGCGCUCAACAAUACGAAAGUCAAUGGGCCAGGCCUGCCCAAAGCUGGAGGUGCAUCAGCAGGAGGAUUAAAACGGGGUUUCACUGCACCGCCAACCACAACACUGCCAAUGCUUAUACCAGGCUGUCCGCCACGGACAAGAUCGUCAUCGCCAUCACCGAAGCACCCUGCGUCAGCAUCUUUUGCCAUCACUGGCCACAAUAUCAGAACGGGACCACCGAAUAGGUCUGCUAAGCCACCGAGUCGGCGGGGAUCAUGGCAACCAUCUCGGAAAACCAUCAAAGAAUUGGAAGCCGAGUAUCAUGAUUCAGAUGACGAACUGCCGAUCGACGCCAGUCUCUGGAAUGUCCCAAUGUCUCCACGCCCACCUACUGCUCGUUCCUCCUCCGCAAGGUCAAGCAAACGUGGCUCCCCCGAAAGGGAUGCCAUUAGCAACGGCCCUCGACCAAUCCCCCUGGCGCAUGCCGCGUCCGCUCCAGAAUCACACCCUCCUCUUCCCAUCUCCCAAUCUCUUCCCCGAAACCAACCGCCUCCUCGAACUUCGUCGCUCCAGGCUGCUACCUCUGCAGCCAAUUCACCUAUUUCGUCAAGCGCUCCUGGCUUCUUUGGUGAUACUCGCUCAAAAUCAUGGACACUUGCAAUGGCAGAUCUAUCUGAGGAAGCUCGUGUGCUGACGGAGACCUUGGAGUCUCAUGCGGACGAGAAGGGCAGAUUGCACGAAGAAAACAUACAGAAUGGCGUCAAGUCAUCUCGUCCGAGCCUCGAAUCGAACGCAUGGCGCAGUGCACGUGGUAGUGCUGUUGAACUGCCCCCAAUACAGAAGGGGAAUAUCCUGAUAGAUCCCAUGCCUCUGAGCAAAGAAAAGGAAGCCGUGCUGACCAGGACGCGACCUUCUUGGUUGCCGCCCAAAGAUCCGAAAGAAGAAAAAAGGCAUCUGAAAGAGUAUCAACGAAUGAUGGCAGCAAGCCUUGAUGCUGAAAAGAAGAAGGAAGACAAGGCCAAAUCACGGCAAUGUGAGAAGGACGAUACCCGAGAGGCGUUGGAUCGAAUCUGGCAACAGUAUGUGUAUCCGGAUUGGGACCGGGUCACGCACGAACACCGUACUAGAGAACUGUGGUGGCGUGGUGUUACCCCUAAAGUCCGGGGACAGAUCUGGCUGCGUGCGGUUGGAAACCCUUUGGGGCUAACGCAUCUAUCGUAUACAAGGGCUCUUCAAAGGGUCAAGAGUCUGCGAGCCAGACCUGUAGAGGGUCUGAGCGAGAAGGAGCGGUCAAUGCGCACGUGGUAUUCAGAUAUCGAGAGGGAUGCCGAGUUCGCGUUCCCUGAACUGAACUUGUUCCAAAUACAAGGGCCCAUGCGGCAAGAGCUGAUAGAUGUUUGCUGUGCCUAUGUCUCGUACAGAAAUGAUGUAGGGUACCUCUAUGGCAUUCAGCUGAUUGCUGCCCUAAUGCUGCUUCAACUCCCUGCUCCAGCUGACGGCUUCAUUCUUUUGGCCAACUGCCUGAACGGGCCCUUGGCUUUGGCAUUUCUCACCAAUGACUCUAGCUCAGCCACAAAAGCUCUACAGCAUGCAGACUCGACCCUCCUCUACAAACUUCCUAGGCUUCAUAAUCAUCUGUUCCGUUCGCAUGAGGACGGUGGUCUCGGCAUGCAUCCGGCCGAGGUUUUUGAAGCCAUGUUCCGCACCCUUCUCACCAAUGGCCUAGACGUCGAAAGACUCGUGCGAGUGUGGGAUUGCUUUGUUUUUGAGGGUGAUAGAAUUAUCACUCGUGCUGCUGUUGCUCUGCUUGGCUGCCUGCAAGCACAGAUUUUCGGCUUCGAGGGCUCGCCGCAGGAGAAGAGGAGAAUGGUCAAGGAACUAUUGGGUUGGGGUCCUACAGGAAGAGUGCAUGGCUACUGGCACGUGCGUGGAGAUGCGGAUUCCUUCAUGGCCGAUGUGAAGGAGGCAGGAAAAGUUAACCUGGGAGAGGAGUAA
Molecule: messenger RNA, 2709 nt
Organism: Endocarpon pusillum Z07020
Lineage: Eukaryota; Fungi; Ascomycota; Eurotiomycetes; Verrucariales; Verrucariaceae
Exons: 2
Coding region: 1-2709 (902 amino acids)
Biological process (GO): activation of GTPase activity
Molecular function (GO): GTPase activator activity
Source: RefSeq, a predicted model, not a curated record